Molecule: messenger RNA, 2652 nt
Organism: Colletotrichum gloeosporioides
Lineage: Eukaryota; Fungi; Ascomycota; Sordariomycetes; Glomerellales; Glomerellaceae
Product: MFS transporter prlL
Exons: 7
Coding region: 1-2652 (883 amino acids)
Biological process (GO): carbohydrate metabolic process; transmembrane transport
Cellular component (GO): membrane
Molecular function (GO): phosphatase activity; transmembrane transporter activity
Source: RefSeq, a predicted model, not a curated record
AUGAGCUCGACGAUUCAGCCUGGCGAAGUCCGAGUCGACCAUGACGCGGCAGCAGCGACUCGGAAGCAGGCCAAUGCCACCGUCGCUCGAGCGAAUGUCGAUAAUCUUCGAGAUGAUCCUGAAGCUAGGGCGGCAUUUUUGUCAACAUUCUCAGCCGACGAAGAGCGGAGCGUCUUGAACAAGAUUGACAAAAGGUUCUUGAUUAUCAUUGGCUUCAUGUAUAUGAUCAAACAGAUUGACCAAAGUAAUGCGGCAAAUGUUCGUGUUCUUCAGGUCGGCGAGUCUCGGAACAUCAUGAAGGAGCUUAGUAUGACUUCCGACCAGUAUAACUGGGUUGGGUCUAUCUAUGGAAUUGCAUACAUAGUGUUUGAAGCACCUAGCAACCUUCUUCUCAAGCGCAUGAGUCCGCACCUAUGGCAAUCUCGUAUUUUCCUCACGUGGGGAAUUAUUACCGCAUGCCAUGCCGCGGCACAGAAUCGACAUCAGCUUUAUGCAAUGCGUUUCUUACUAGGAAUGUUCGAGGCGGGCAUGUUUCCGGGAGUGAUGGCACAACUGUCCAGUUGGUAUCGCACCGAUGAAAUCGGCAAGCCCGUGACUUGGUUCUUCGCGACCUCCAACCUUGCAGGCAUCAUCGGGUCUCUGCUCUGCUAUGGCAUUAGCUAUAUGAACGGAAUCGGCGGCCUCAGCGCCUGGAGAUGGGUAUAUCUACUUGAAGGGCUGGCAACGAUUGUGUUCUCAGGCGCCGUGUUCUGGUACUUGCCUGACUACCCAAAGUCUCCCCGAAGCGACCGCUGGUUUACCAAGCGCGAGCAAGAGUUCAUUGAGGCUCGACUACCAGAGAACGCGCCGCUUACCAACGAUCCCGACUUCUCCAAAAAGGAGAUUUUUGCAGUGCUUAAGACUCCACUCAUCUGGUCUUUCAUGUUGUCACAAACAUUGAUCAACAUUGGCGGAUAUGCGCUCACGUGGUAUUUGCCGACGAUUGUCACCAACCUGGGGUUCGUGGGUUUGCCGAAGAACCAGUUACUUAACAUUCCGCCAGCUGCAGCUGCCAUUCUAGGUCUCAUUCUCUCAGCCUGGUUCAUGUCGAAGGCCUACAUUGUCCGGCCCGCACUUAUCAUGUUCGCAUCCCUCCAAUCACUGAUCAUCAUGUCAGGCAUGGUUGUCUGCUUCGUCCUCUUCUUCACAAUUACCAACCGUUACGGAAUUUACAUAAGCUGCAUCCUAGGCACGCUCUUCUAUCAGUCAUACUUCAUUCCUUUCUGGGCAUGGAGAUCAGCGACACUGUCCGGGUCAACUGGUACCGCGUUCACUUUGGGUUUGCAAUCCGGCAUUGCGCAGCUUGGUGGUGUUAUCGGCCCGCAGCUGUUCCAAUCCAGGUUUGCAUACAACGGGUACAAAACAAGCUUUGCGAUCGCGGCCGCGACGACAAUCGCGUCUUUUGUGGGUAACCUGUGGACCUGGUGGUUGACCCGAAACACUGAGUAUGAUGUGAUGCGGGUGAGAAGAAAGAUCUUGAAGGCUAGGAAGCUUGGCAAGGUCAACUUCGAUGAUGAUAUUCGUGUCUUUGAGGAAAGGCGAUUUUAUGACGGCAUCAAGCGCAACGCUCAGGCCCGCCCUGACUCAACAAUUUCCGUUAAUCUUUACUUCACACACUGCACCUCUCAUGAUGGCUCCCUCCAAAGCGUUAUUUCUCAGGAAGCACGCAAGUCUCUUCGCGACGAAGUAAUUCCGGCGAUUCUGGGAGCUGUUUCAGACAUUGCCAAGACGCUCCAUGCCUCGCAACAUGUCUCAUUGGCAGGGACCGCGAAUGCUUUCGGCGACGACCAGCUGAACGUCGAUGUCGCUUCCGAGAAUGUCAUGCGCGAAGCCAUUUCCAAAUGCCCGACGAUACACACUGCAAGCAGCGAAGAGGAUCCGGUGGAGAAGCCAGCCAGGACGUCGACCAACGACAAUACGGACAGCACCCCGGCGUCUUCGGAAGUAUACACCGUCGCUUUCGAUCCUCUGGAUGGUAGCUCUAUUAUCGCACCGAACUGGACUGUUGGAACGAUCGUCGGAAUCUGGGAUGGUCGCACUGCCGUCGGACAGUCGCCACGGGAGAAGCAGAUUGCUGCUGUAAUGGGUGUCAUCGGGCCCCGGACCACGGCCAUCGUUGCGCUCCGCAUCCCGGGUGCCGAGGCCGCGUGCUUCGAGAUCGGCUUUGGUCAGAAUGGAGUGGAGGACUGCGAGAUUAUUCGCACAGUUGUCAAGCUGGCAGAUGGUCCUUUCAAGACUCGCUACUUUGCGCCGGCGAACUUGCGCCAUGCGGCCGAUGAUGAGAGAUACGGUGCUCUCAUCACACGGUUUAUCCAGAAGAAGUAUACACUGAGAUACUGCGGUGGUCUUGUACCGGAUAUCGUGCAUGCGCUUGUCAAAGGACACGGCGUGUAUGUUAUGCCUGUGACUCCGGGAACGUUGCCGAAGUUGCGGUUCUUGUAUGAGCUCUACCCGAUCGCCCUAAUCAUUGAGGUCGCUGGUGGAAAGGCGAUCGACCCGUCAGACGGAAAGCCUCUCCUGGAUAAGGUCUCCGUUGAUUGCGAUGGGAGAGCUGGGUUGAUCUGCGGUACCGCGGAGGAGGUGGAUAUUGCAAAGGCUGCUCUCCUUCACUGA